Messenger RNA from Rhopalosiphum padi (bird cherry-oat aphid), 990 nucleotides. RefSeq names its product ATP-dependent DNA helicase pif1-like. Gene Ontology annotation, biological process: telomere maintenance; DNA repair. Bases 17 to 964 code for a protein of 315 amino acids. NCBI's taxonomy places the organism in Eukaryota, Metazoa, Arthropoda, Insecta, Hemiptera, Aphididae. The transcript has a single exon. Gene Ontology annotation, molecular function: DNA helicase activity. The record is from RefSeq and is a predicted model, not a curated record.
CAUCUUUGGCGGCUUGAUGAUAUUGUUGGCAGGCGAUUUCAGGCAGACGUUGCCAGUAGUUCCCCGUGGAACGCCUGCAGAUGAAUUGAAUGCUUGCCUAAAGGCAUCACCUUUAUGGAAUAACGUAAAAACAUUAUCGCUAACCACUAAUAUGAGAGUUCAACUUCAAAAUGAUCAAAGUGCUGCACAAUUUUCCAAACAAUUGUUAGAUCUUGGAAAUGGAAAAGUCCCAGUUGAUGCGACAUCUGGAUUAAUUACUCUUACCAACGACUUUUGCCGAUUUGUAGACACUCAAUUAGUUCUUAUUGAAAAUGUUUUCCCAAACAUUAGUGAGAAUUAUAAGAAUUAUGCUUGGUUAAGUCAACGAGCAAUUCUUGCAGCAAAGAAUAAUGAUGUCCACGCACUGAAUUUCACCAUUCAAUCAAAAAUUGCUGGCGAUUUGGUGACAUACAAAUCCGUUGAUUCAAUAACAAAUCCCGAUGAUGUAGUAAAUUAUCCAACGGAGUUUUUGAACUCUCUGGAGAUACCAGGAUUUCCACCACAUAACUUGCAACUGAAAGUUGGUACAGUUAUUUUGAUACUGCGUAAUUUGAAUCCACCGCGACUUUGCAACGGUACUCGACUUUCGGUAAAGAGACUUAUGCCGAAUUUAAUUGAGGCAACCAUUAUUAACGGAAAGUACGCAGGUGAAAAUGUAUGUAUUCCACGAAUACCAAUGAUUCCGACUGAUCUUCCGUUUGACUUCAAACGAUUGCAAUUCCCAGUUCGCCUUGCGUUCGCAAUGACAAUUAAUAAGUCGCAAGGCCAAUCGCUUAGUGUUUGCGGGAUAAAUUUGGAAAAUCAUUGUUUUUCACAUGGACAGUUAUACGUUGCGUGUUCACGAGUUGGGAAACCAUCCGCUUUGUUUGUGUUAACGUCAGACCAAAAAACAAAAAAUGUGGUUUACCAAAGAGCACUACAAUGAAACAAUUAAAUAACACUUCAUUUUAG